GGGUUCCCACAAUGCUUCCUGUGUUCCACCAGAGUCUGGAUGUAGUUUAUUUGCCCCGAGCAUCCCUUGAGAUUAUUUAUUGUGGGUUUAGGGUGGAGUGCAGAAGAGGACUCCGUAAAGACUAGGAUUGUAGGUGACACCUCUGCAGCUGUGCUUUUAGGUGUCCCGGAGCACGAGGGGAGGGAGGAGAUAGAUCUAGUCUGAAUUCCCAUUGCGAGAGUCCUCUGCAGAUCCAGCUUGUAGCUAGCGUGAGCCUGGAGUUGGCACAGAAUGGCUAGAGAACCCGGAACGUCCGCAGCCCUAAACGCUCGAUCUGCAGAAGAGGGGACUGGGAUUUUAGUGGUGAAAGUGGAACAGGAAGAGGCCUCCCCCUUGGCAGAGGAGACCAGUUGGCUGGGCAGUCCUGGGCCUGACCGCUCCCGCCAGCGCUUCCGUGCUUUCCGCUACCCAGAGGCAGCCGGGCCCCGGCAGGCGCUGAGCCGGCUCCGCGAGCUCUGCAGACAGUGGCUGCGGCCAGACAUGCACAGCAAGGAGCAGAUCCUGGAGCUGCUGGUGCUGGAGCAGUUCCUGACCAUCCUGCCAGGGGAGCUGCAGGCCUGGGUGCGCGAGCAGCACCCCGACAGCGGGGAGGAGGUGGUGGCGCUGCUGGAGUACUUGGACAGGCAGCUGGAUGACACACCUCCACAGGUCUCAACGGGGGAAUGGAGUCGCGAACUUCUCUGCUGCAAGGUGGCAGUGGUGACACCAUCUCAGGACUCACAAAGUAGCCACUCCCAGGCAAUGAAGUCUCUCUUCAAGCAUGAAUCUCAGGAAUCUUUGGAUUGUUCACCCUUACAGGCCAGAGGUCUGGAAAUGAAACCUGAGACCAGGGACUUGCCUCUAGAUGAGGAAUACAGGGAACAAAAGCCUGAGCAGACAGUGUGCUUCCUGGGUGAAGACACUGUCCCGAUUCCUACAGGUGCAGAAGCCAGUGAGCAGGAAGGCAAGUUACAGACAACACAGAAGAGUGCCACAGGAAACAGGCGGCACUAUUGCCGUGAAUGUGGGAAGAGCUUCGCUCAGAGUUCAGGCUUGACCAAACACAAGAGAAUCCACACUGGAGAGAAGCCCUAUGAGUGUGAAGACUGUGGGAAGACCUUUAUUGGGAGCUCUGCCCUUGUCAUUCACCAGAGAGUUCACACUGGCGAGAAGCCAUAUGAGUGUGAAGAAUGUGGCAAAGUCUUCAGUCACAGCUCCAACCUCAUCAAGCACCAGAGAACCCACACUGGGGAAAAGCCCUACGAGUGUGAUGACUGUGGGAAAACCUUCACUCAGAGCUGCAGCCUCCUUGAACAUCACAAAAUUCACACAGGCGAGAAGCCAUUCCAGUGCAACUUGUGUGGCAAAGCCUUUAGGCGGAGCUCACAUCUCCUGCGACAUCAGCAGAUCCAUGGUGAUAAAACUGCUCCAAAGCCUCUGCGUGGAGAGGCCUGGGACGGUCGGAGUCGGGUGGCAGGCCAGGGGGAAGAUGUUGAAGCUCCUGAGACUUACCAGUGCAGUGAGUGUGAGAGAAGUUUCACUCGGAGGAGAAGCCUUCUUGAACAUAAAAAAAUCCACACGGGUGAGAAACCCUUCCAGUGUGAUGCAUGUGGGAAGGGCUUUACCCGAACUUCCUACCUUGCUCAACAUCAGAGAAGCCACGUGGGGAAAAAAAUUGUCUCACAGUGAUCUGUAGCACACUUUCUGGAGUUGGUGAGCACUUGCCAGUGAGCUGAAGACACCUGGAGCCCUUACUAACUGCAGAAGAGAGGGCGUUGCCAAUACACACUGUCCAAUGUUAGAUGUUAUAGUUUGAGGUGGAUUAUCUUUCCUGUUUAAAAAGUAACUGGAACGAGACUAGAGGAUAUGGAGGUGUUCUCUGGAUGAGAUAGCACUGAAGUGUUUGGAUUUACAAGGACUUCGAGAACAGUCACCCUUAGCCAGCACAGUUUUCUCCUGAAUGGAUGGUUCCGGAUUUUGGAGUGUCCCUUCUUUACUAUUUGUUUGUCAACCUGAAUCUUUUAUGUCUAGUCGGAUUCCUGCGGUCUUAGCUCCCCUAUUGUGCCUUGUGUAUGGGUGCUAGAAAACCUUGACUACAGGGGCUGAUGAAAUGUCCUUCAACACUGAAAAUCUGGGUCUAGCUUUCUGAAGAAGUUCUAAUUUGGACCGUUUGUGUUUGCAUUUAAUUGGCUAAGGUUCUGGAGUCUGAGGCAGUCCUACAGUUUUCAUAUUAAGUACACAGUGUUACAGAGUUUGAGUAGAGAGAUUCCGUAUAUCUUUAUGAGGACAGAGAAUAUGAUGAAGAAUGCCUCCAGCAUCUUCUGAAGAUGUAGGGAGACAUUCCUGUCCUAAAAAACUCCAUUAGAGCAUACUUAGUUUUUUGUUUGUUUGUUUUUAACUUUUUACUGUGAAAGUUUUCAGUCAGGUAAAUAAAAAGUAGUCUUAUUUUCAUGAGAUAAAA
Messenger RNA from Mus pahari (shrew mouse), 2479 nucleotides. Its product is annotated as zinc finger protein with KRAB and SCAN domains 3-like. Bases 271 to 1707 code for a protein of 478 amino acids. Gene Ontology annotation, biological process: regulation of transcription by RNA polymerase II. The transcript has 3 exons. Lineage: Eukaryota; Metazoa; Chordata; Mammalia; Rodentia; Muridae. Gene Ontology annotation, molecular function: RNA polymerase II cis-regulatory region sequence-specific DNA binding; DNA-binding transcription factor activity, RNA polymerase II-specific. The record is from RefSeq and is a predicted model, not a curated record.